Molecule: messenger RNA, 879 nt
Organism: Penicillium angulare
Lineage: Eukaryota; Fungi; Ascomycota; Eurotiomycetes; Eurotiales; Aspergillaceae
Exons: 1
Coding region: 1-879 (292 amino acids)
Source: RefSeq, a predicted model, not a curated record
AUGGCGCAGCUCAGUUCUACUCGUAUGGAGAGGACUGUCGUCGAAGUCAACAACUCUUGGCUAUAUUCAUCAGGUCCUGUAUCCCACGGCCUAUAUGCUUCAGGCUAUGGAACCAUCAUCGGUCGCAACAUUCAAGUAUAUUCUGGGGGAAAGCGUUCAUCUAGCUUCUCCGGCGACUCACCCAUUGGCCACGUCUAUGUUUAUGACAGUAUAGCACAUGCGGCUGGGGUUGGCUCUGCUAUAUUUUACGCCCUCGGAGAUAUCUAUGGUGAGAAUGUACUUGGUCUCUCUGAAAUGGGCCCAGUGGUCUUUUCUGAUGGUGGAAAUACAAUCAAUCUCGUUGACUGCGAUUGCACCGCCGGUUUACUUGGCGGUGUUGCUAUGUUCAGUGAUGCUGAGAGGCAAAGUGGAGCAACUCUGAGCUUUACAAAUACCAAGUUCAUUACCACGGGUACUGAGAUGCCUGGGUUAUGGUUUGGAAAUGUUAUUGCUGAUGUGACGCUGAGUAAUUCUCAGCUGGUUACUAAUUCUGGUAUUCUGGUUGUGGCUAAUUACUCUGCUAUAACUCAGAGCUUUGAUUAUUAUGCUGGUUAUUCUGAUAAUAGUAACCUGCUUCCUGCUGAGGUUACUGUUUCUGUUACGGAAUCUGAUUUGACGGGUGACUUGGUCGCGUACAAUGGGAGUUAUAUCAGUUGGUCUUUGGGUGAAUAUAGUAGUUGGAAGGGCGCUGCGUACUCUGGAUAUGGGAAGGCUGUUUUCGAUGUCAGCCUUGAUGCUACCAGCCAGUGGACUUUGAAGAGGAAUACUUAUGUUCGCAAUUUCACUGAUUCUCUUUCGGGACUGGGUAAUAUCGAGAGCCAGGGGCAUACGCUUUAUUAA